AUGGAGGGUUACCGCCGGUGCAACAACUGUGACAAGGAGGGCCACUUUGGGAAGGACUGUCCCACGAGUUCUAGGGCAGUGACCUGCCCUCCAGUUCAGACUCAUCACCAGCAUCAGCAGAAGGACAGAGGCAACAGGCCUCAGGCGAUAGGCAGAGUGUAUGCCAUGACCGGAGCGGAGGCUGCUGGCUUAGGUAACCUUGUUAUAGGUAAUUGUGUGAUAGCUGGAAAAGCAUGUUGUGUGUUGUAUGACUCUGGAGCGACACACUCCUUUGUGCCAAAUGCUUGUGUGGAACGUUUGGGUCUGCCGAUGUGCGAGCUGCAGUGUGAGCUUGCGAUAUCUACUCUAGCGUCGGGUUUGGUUAGGACGUCGUCCUUGUGUGCUAGGUGUCCAAUGAAGGUAGAGGGACACAGGUACAAAGUGAACCUAAUAUGCCUACCUCUACAAGAUAUGAAGGUAAUCUUAGGGAUGGAUUGGCUCUCUGCCAAUCGCAUUCUCAUAGAUUGCUGA
Molecule: messenger RNA, 510 nt
Organism: Vigna unguiculata (cowpea)
Lineage: Eukaryota; Viridiplantae; Streptophyta; Magnoliopsida; Fabales; Fabaceae
Molecular function (GO): zinc ion binding; nucleic acid binding
Source: RefSeq, a predicted model, not a curated record